GAGGGGAGAGGGGGGAGGAGAGGAUCCCGGUCAUACACAUGACCAGUAGUCACCUUGUGAUAAUGCACCGUACCGCUGUCACACCCGCACACAUUGGGACUCUACAACGUAUUCUUUCCAGGGAUGUCUUCUAUUGACACGCCGCUUGGCUUUUCCUCCUUCUAGUGUCCUGUGGUGAUGGAAGAAGAUCUGUCAGCAGAUAUUUGUGUAGUGCCUCCUCCUCCUCCUCCUCCUCCUGGCUGCAGAUCAUCGCUGUGUGGGAGGGCAGGGAUGGUCCUGAUCUUUUCUAUUUCUUGCUAGACAUCCACAUGCAGACCGUUAUCCUUGUACAGGUUGUCACCGGCCCGAGCGGGUGUGCUGCUGACCAUUGUCUUCCCGGUGAUCCUACAGCUCGUGUGUAUGUGUUCUACCAGCGACUCUCAUCGUCAUCUACCUGAUCAUUAUUAUUAUGGUGAAAUUGCCGGCACUCACCCCUUACUGGCCGCUCAUCACAUUCCUCGUACCUCUGGGGAUCACCAACAUCGCCAUCGACUUCGGGGAGCAGGCCUUAAACCGGGGUAUAGCUGCUGUUAAAGAAGAUGCCAUCGAGAUGCUUGCCAGCUAUGGUCUGGCAUACUCCCUGAUGAAGUUUUUCACUGGUCCCAUGAGCGACUUUAAGAAUGUGGGACUAGUAUUUGUGAACAGUAAAAGGGACCGAAUGAAGGCCGUACUGUGUAUGGUUGUAGCCGGUAUUGUGGCAGCAGUCUUUCACACACUCAUAGCCUAUAGUGACAUGGGAUAUUAUAUUAUCAACAAGCUCCACCAUGUAGAUGAGUCAGUGGGAAGUAAAACACGGAAAGCUUUUCUUUAUUUGGCAGCUUUUCCUUUUAUGGAUGCUAUGGCCUGGACACAUGCUGGCAUUUUACUGAAACACAAGUACAGCUUUCUGGUUGGAUGUGCCUCUAUCUCUGAUGUCAUAGCACAGGUUGUGUUUGUUGCCAUUCUGCUCCACAGUCACUUGGAAUGCCGGGAGCCUCUUCUAAUUCCAAUACUCUCCUUAUACAUUGGAGCACUUGUGCGCUGCACAACAUUAUGUUUAGGAUAUUACAAGAACAUUCAUGACAAGAUACCUGACAGAACUGGACCAGAACUUGGGGGAGAAGCCACAAUAAGAAAGAUGCUGAGUUUCUGGUGGCCGUUAGCUCUAAUAUUAGCUACUCAGCGAAUCAGCAGACCCAUUGUUAAUCUCUUUGUCUCACGUGACCUGGGUGGAAGUGCUGCAGCCACAGAGGCAGUGGCCAUUCUUACAGCUACCUACCCUGUUGGACACAUGCCAUAUGGUUGGCUAACGGAGAUCCGAGCUGUUUAUCCUGCAUUUGACAAGACUAAUCCUAGCAAUAAAUUGUCAAACAGUGGCAGUACGGUGACAAAAACCCACAUUAAGAACUUCACCUUCGUCUGUAUGGCUCUUUCCUUAACGCUGUGCUUUGUGAUGUUCUGGACUCCAAAUGUAUCAGAGAAGAUCCUAGUUGACAUCAUUGGAGUAGAUUUUGCUUUUGCAGAGCUGUGUGUUAUCCCUUUGAGGCUAUUUUCCUUCUUCCCUGUACCAGUUACUGUGCGGGCCCACUUAACUGGCUGGCUAAUGACACUGAAGAAGACGUUUGUCCUGGCACCCAGCUCUGUUCUAAGAAUUAUCGUUCUAAUCUCUAGUCUUAUUAUCUUGCCUUACAUGGGGGUUCAUGGAGCCACAUUAGGUGUAGGAUCCCUCCUCGCUGGCUUUGUAGGAGAGUCCACAAUGGUUGCUAUUGCAUCUCUUUACGUAUAUCGAAAACAGAAAAAGAAGAACGAUACGGAGACUGCAGUAGAAGGGGAAGAUUCAGCAAUGACUGAUAUGCCACAGUCUGAGGAAUUAACAGACAUUGUUGAGAUGAGGGAAGAUGAAGAGUGAACAGGAUAUUGGGACAUUUUGUGCAACAGAAGACAAAGCCCCUCCCUGUUAAUGGUCUUUAGUCAAACUAUAUUUUAUUUGUAUGAACACUUGGAUUCAGAAGGCUCCAGCUUUAGCAUACUAAGUAUGCUUUUUAGAGAGAGCCUGAAAGAGGCUCCAUGCUUUACAGAAACCACAUCUUUAUCUUCACAACCCAUGGAUAUUUUUUUUAUCAACUUGCAUAUAGAAAGACUUUGGAUGCUUACUACAUGAAACUGUUGGAUUAUUUCCAUUUGUCAAC
Rana temporaria (common frog) is the source of this 2207-nucleotide messenger RNA. It is a transcript of the gene ANKH, whose product is annotated as ANKH inorganic pyrophosphate transport regulator. Gene Ontology annotation, molecular function: phosphate transmembrane transporter activity. The record is from RefSeq and is a predicted model, not a curated record. NCBI's taxonomy places the organism in Eukaryota, Metazoa, Chordata, Amphibia, Anura, Ranidae. The coding region runs from base 449 to 1927 and encodes 492 amino acids. Gene Ontology annotation, cellular component: membrane. The transcript is spliced from 12 exons. Gene Ontology annotation, biological process: phosphate ion transmembrane transport.